GAGCGGAAACCCCACAGUCAUCAACUUCCGAUGUCAGGGGCUACCUGGGAGACGGAGCAGAAAAAGCGGGCAUAGCGAAACCUUUAUUGUUUUGUAUAACGUUUAAAUUUCUGAAGGCACUAAUUUCUGGCUUACAAAGUCAAAUAACUUCAAUUUAUACGUCUGUGACCCUUUGGGACUUGCAUCUAGCUCGGGAAAGUGUCUCAUUCAUUCGUCCGUAGUGUGUGUUGCAGCAGGCCUAUUCUUCUGGACUUUGCUACAAGCUAGUCGGCUAACGUUAGCAGGCUAACGAGCACGUUUUUCUUUCUCAAUCAUUCAUGUCUGUUACGUUGUAAAAUACACACCACUACGUUUUAUGCGUGUGUUGGUUAUUCAUUUUUGGUAAAUCCGUCGUGAAAUUAUCCGCUCGUCAAAGCUAAUUCGUCGAAGCUAUUUCAAGCUAACCGCUUGUGUUUAAAAGUAUAGCUCACUUUGUUGCUAGCUGAAGCUAGCCACCGCCGACUGAACAACGCAGUCCCAGAGAGCGUAACAGGCUUCCACCCAGAGAUGUCGGACUACGACGAGUUUGAGAGACAGCUGUCUGAAAACAAGCAAGCGGAAAGGGACAAAGAGAACCGCCACCACCGCCGCUCCUCGUCCCGCAGCCGCAGCAGAGAGAGGAAACGGAGGAGCAGAGACAGGGACAGACGCAGCAGGGACCGCCGUGGAGACAGUAAGGAGCGAAGACACAGGCGCAGCUCACCAUCCAGCUACCCCCAAGACAAAGCUGGAAGCCGUUCUCCUCAUCGUGAGAAGAAGAAGAAGGUGAAGAAGUACUGGGAUGUUCCUCCACCGGGUUUUGAACAUAUCACUCCCAUGCAGUACAAAGCCAUGCAAGCGGCCGGACAGAUCCCAGCCACUGCCCUGCUGCCCACCAUGACCCCAGAUGGCCUGGCUGUUACUCCCACUCCGGUGCCUGUGGUGGGCAGUCAGAUGACCCGGCAGGCUCGCCGCCUCUAUGUGGGCAACAUCCCAUUUGGCAUCACAGAGGAAUCUAUGAUGGACUUUUUUAAUGCUCAGAUGCGCUUGGGGGGUCUGACUCAGGCCCCUGGGAAUCCUGUGCUCGCAGUACAGAUCAACCAGGAUAAGAACUUUGCCUUCCUGGAGUUCCGUUCGGUGGAUGAAACAACACAGGCGAUGGCCUUUGAUGGCAUCAUCUUUCAAGGCCAGAGCCUGAAAAUCCGCCGCCCGCACGAUUACCAGCCCCUGCCUGGCAUGAGCGAGAACCCCAGUGUCUAUGUGCCGGGUACACAGACAAUUAAUGGUGUGGUGUCCACAGUGGUGCCAGAUUCGGCUCACAAGCUCUUUAUAGGUGGUUUGCCGAACUACCUGAAUGAUGACCAGGUGAAGGAAUUGUUGACAUCAUUUGGGCCGCUGAAGGCCUUUAAUCUGGUGAAAGACAGCGCCACAGGCCUGUCUAAAGGAUACGCUUUCUGUGAAUAUGUUGACGUCAACUUGAAUGAUCAGGCUAUCGCCGGGCUGAACGGCAUGCAGCUGGGAGACAAGAAGCUCCUGGUGCAGAGAGCCAGCGUGGGCUCCAAGAACGCCACUCUGACAACCAUAAACCAGACGCCUGUGACGCUGCAGGUACCGGGUCUGAACAGCUCUGUGACUCAGAUGGGCGGCCUGCCCACUGAAGUGCUGUGUCUGAUGAACAUGGUGGCCCCAGAGGAGCUCCUGGAUGACGAGGAAUAUGAGGAGAUUGUGGAAGACGUGAGGGAGGAGUGCAGCAAGUACGGCCAAGUGAAGAGCAUCGAGAUACCUCGCCCUGUGGACGGCCUGGAGGUUCCCGGGACCGGCAAGAUCUUUGUGGAGUUUACUUCAGUUUUUGACUCCCAGAAGGCCAUGCAGGGGCUGACAGGAAGGAAGUUUGCCAACAGGGUGGUCGUGACAAAAUACUGCGAUCCAGAUGCUUAUCACCGCCGGGACUUCUGGUAGAUGGGGUAGUGGGUAACUGCUGGGAGGGGAGGGGGGGAGGAAGGAAUGGUAAUGUUCUGUAAAUUGCCCGUUUCCAGACCAGCCCUGGGAGUAAUUCGGUUGAGCAACAUUUCAGGUAGAUCUUUGACUUUUAAUCAUUUGACGAAUGGCUUCUGUGAUAUCCAGUUUAUUGUUUCAGAUCUACAUGACAUGUCCAGCUG
Gambusia affinis (western mosquitofish) is the source of this 2177-nucleotide messenger RNA. RefSeq names its product U2 small nuclear RNA auxiliary factor 2a (gene u2af2a). Gene Ontology annotation, biological process: mRNA processing. The transcript has 12 exons. Bases 547 to 1977 code for a protein of 476 amino acids. Gene Ontology annotation, cellular component: commitment complex; U2-type prespliceosome; nucleus. NCBI's taxonomy places the organism in Eukaryota, Metazoa, Chordata, Actinopteri, Cyprinodontiformes, Poeciliidae. Gene Ontology annotation, molecular function: poly-pyrimidine tract binding; pre-mRNA 3'-splice site binding. The record is from RefSeq and is a predicted model, not a curated record.